This is a messenger RNA of Labrus mixtus (cuckoo wrasse), 1737 nucleotides long. RefSeq names its product claudin-6-like. The transcript has 2 exons. The record is from RefSeq and is a predicted model, not a curated record. NCBI's taxonomy places the organism in Eukaryota, Metazoa, Chordata, Actinopteri, Labriformes, Labridae. Gene Ontology annotation, molecular function: structural molecule activity. Gene Ontology annotation, biological process: bicellular tight junction assembly; cell adhesion. Gene Ontology annotation, cellular component: plasma membrane; bicellular tight junction. The coding region runs from base 58 to 1290 and encodes 410 amino acids.
UUUCCACUUGGCUCUCUUUCUGGAUUUUAAUUGUGCGAGGAACAAAGCCGGGCCGAGAUGGUGUCUCAGGGGAUUCAGCUCAUCGGUAUAUCGCUGUCUGUGAUUGGCUGGUUCAUGGUCAUCGUGGUGUGUGCCAUGCCCAUGUGGAAGGUCACUGCUUUUGUCGGGGCCAACAUCAUCACGGCUCAGACCAUCUGGCAGGGCAUGUGGAUGAACUGUGUGGUGCAGAGUACGGGCCAGAUGCAGUGUAAGGUGUACGACUCCAUGCUCGCUCUGGCUCCGGACCUGCAGGCCGCUCGUGCCAUGAUCAUCAUCUCCAUCCUGAUUGGGAUACUCGGACUGUGUAUGUCCAUUGCUGGAGGGAAAUGCACCAACUGCAUCGAUGACGAGCGAGCCAAGGCGAAGGCUUGCAUCGUGGCUGGAGUUAUGUUCAUCGUCUCCGGGUUGCUCUGCCUCAUCCCCGUCUCCUGGUCCGCCCACACCAUCGUCAGAGACUUCUACAACCCGUUAGUGAUCGCAGCCCAGAGACGAGGCCUCUUCACCAUGGGGAAGAUUGCCAAGGAAACGGCAGGUCAGGUCAUCAGCUUUAUCGGUUUUAUUGGUGUGGCGGUGACCACUGGGAUCCCGAUGUGGCGAGUGACCACCUUCAUCGGAGCCAACAUUGUGACAGGCCAGGUAGUGUGGGACGGCCUGUGGAUGAACUGUGUGAUGCAGAGCACGGGACAAAUGCAGUGCAAGCUGAACGAGUCUGUUCAGCGGCUGUCGAGGGAUCUGCAGACCGGCCGAGCCCUGGUCAUCAUCUCCCUAAUCUUCGCCUUCGUCGGCUUCAUGGUCACCUUCAUCGGAGCCAAGUGCACCAGCUGUCUGAAGAAAGAAUCAUCGAUGGCCAAGGUGGUGAUCUUAGGAGGAUGUCUCAUCAUUGCUUCUGCCAUCUUGGUCCUGAUCCCUGUCUGCUGGUCUGCAGCUGUGACCAUCACAGACUUUGAGAGCCCCCUUACUAUUGAAACACAGAAGAGGGAGGUAGGAGCUGCCAUCUACAUCGGCUGGGCCUCUGCUUUAAUCCUCCUCAUCGGGGGGAUCAUCCUCUGCACAUCCUGCCCUCCUUCCAGACCUAUGUAUGGAUACCCCGGCUACCAACAAGGACCCCCUGUGUACCCUUAUGCCGCCACAAACCCGCCAACCUACAGCCCUGUGUAUGUUCCCCCGUCCAGCCGAGCGUACAGCGGGUCGUAUGGACCCCCCAAACUGUACGCAGCACCAACCGUCUACGCUCCUCGACAGUACCAAUAAAAAAAAACCCUGAAAGGACACAAAGAGGGUAAAGACUGAGAUUACUGCUGCGGUGGCUCAGGUCAUUGUUUACCUUAAGAAACUAAUAUUGCACCAAAAUACAUGAUGUUUUUUUUCUAGAGAAUGGCGUGUACUCUGAUACAGUGUUGGGAUCUGAAAUCAGCCAAACUAAGCAGUUAAAAGAUGUUUAAUUUUGAUAAAUGUUUUUAUAGAAAUGUUUUCUCUUUGAGAUCGAUUUUUGUGAAAUAUUUCUACGUCGUGAAGCCUCGAUAAAAGAGCAACGUUGUGACAGCAGGGCUGUUAAAUUAGCACAAAUGUGUUCAUGUCCUUGUCCCACAGAUCUGAUUUUGUAAAUAGUGAUGUUAUGUGAUGUGUUGUUUUUUUGUAAAUACCACCUCAGUUUGAAAAAAUAUAUUCUGAAGAGUUUCAAUAAAACGUUGUAAUUUA